Molecule: messenger RNA, 1386 nt
Organism: Talaromyces atroroseus
Lineage: Eukaryota; Fungi; Ascomycota; Eurotiomycetes; Eurotiales; Trichocomaceae
Product: Protein CSN12-like protein
Exons: 6
Coding region: 1-1386 (461 amino acids)
Biological process (GO): poly(A)+ mRNA export from nucleus; transcription elongation by RNA polymerase II; post-transcriptional tethering of RNA polymerase II gene DNA at nuclear periphery
Cellular component (GO): transcription export complex 2
Molecular function (GO): double-stranded DNA binding; RNA binding
Source: RefSeq, a predicted model, not a curated record
AUGGCGCCUUCGUAUCCGUUCGCUGAUUUCAAGGCAGCUUUUGCUCUGCAGUCGGGUCCACUGCUGGCUGCUGUUUUCACUCCAGAGUCUCCGCCCGAGGAUCCCUAUCGCCUCGAGGACUUCCGCAACUUCUCAAACCCUGUCAAUGCCGAGGGCGAUAUCCGUCGCUAUCUCCUCCAAGACAAGCAUACUGGAGUCAAACUGAAUAAGCCACAGGGCCACGCCUGGGUCAAUGUCGUCAAUGCCUACUGGGCUGCGAUCGGCGAACUCAACAAAGCCUAUGUAUAUGGCACGUGGUUGAAAGCCCUGGAGGCGUGGAAGGAAUUUGUCAACCACGUAAUUAGAGGCUACUCGAACAAUCACUUUCCGGCGUGGACAAUUCCGUUACUAUACGUUGCUGGGAAGUAUCUCCGCGCUUUCGCUAUGAAAGCCGAUGCCUCGGUUGCAUCUCAGAAUGAUGGUGGCUUCGGCAACGGCUUCCAGGAGGAUGUGGUUUCUAAUAACGAUAAAAACGCUAAUCUUGAGGAUGCUGCGAGGAUAAUCAAUCGGAUGUUUACUCUCUGUUUGGGAGACCGUGCGCCUAUAGAAGAAUCACGUAAAUGGGGUAUAUAUGAGACGACAAACCUGUUGUUUAAAACAUACUUCAAGUUGAACCAAGUUGGACUGUCGAAGAGCGUCCUUCGUGCUUUAGAUGCCUCCUCAGCAGACAUUCCUGGUCCUGAACAAUUUCCCAAAUCUCACAUUGUUACUUUUAAUUAUUAUGUCGGAGUUAUCAACUUUCUGGAGGAGAAUUACAAAGAGGCCGAAGAAAGUCUUACGCAAGCCUGGCUCAUGUGUAAAAGAGACGCCUGGAAGAAUAGAGAGUUGAUCCUCACUUACCUGAUCCCCUGCCAUCUCGUCACCACGCAUCGACUACCAAGCAAAAACCUCCUAGGCCCAUUCCCUCGCCUAAACCAACUGCUUCGACCUUUAUGCGAUUGUAUCAGACAAGGCAAUCUCGUCGGUUUCGAUGCAGCCAUGUCAGCCGGGGCAGACGAGUUUGUCAAACGCCGCAUAUAUCUGCCACUUGAGAGAGGUCGCGAUCUGGCUCUUCGCAAUUUGUUCCGCAAGGUCUUUAUUGCUGGUGGAUUCGAGCCUGCAAAGGAUGGACAGCCGCCAAUCCGACGGACACGUGUGCCUUUGACGGAGUUUGCGGCUGCGCUACGCAUCGGUACCAAGGCCGAUGAGAAGGUCCGUGUCGAUAUGGAUGAGGUUGAGUGCUUGUUGGCCAAUAUGAUAUACAAGUCCAUGGAACUGAUGAACUCGCCAUUCGACACGCCUGAUUUCCCUCUUACAUACACCAUCAUGGAAGGCAUGGCGAGCUGUUCGGCAGACGCGCAGACUUGA